AUGUGUUGGGUGGUCAGAUCCAGGACGGAAUUCAAGAUCUACAUGUACGAACUGCCCUGGGAGAUCGCCUUUCCGUACGAGCUCGGGGAGGACGUACACACCCGGGACAACAUUUACACCGCGUACGAAGAAUUUAUGAAGUACUUUCUGGUGGACGAUAUGGUACGCACACAAAACCCGUACGAGGCCAACCUAUUCUAUGUUCCUGCAUUGACGUACUUCUACGCGACCAACGUUCGUAACGGCCAAUGGCAAGCAGAAGCGGUUAUCGAAUAUAUUCGUACUAAGUGGCCGUUUUACAAUCGUACAGGCGGGCGCGACCACUUCGUAUUCUUCACCGGCGAUAGGGCCUCGUGCCAUUUCCAGCGGUGGAUUCAGGAUAGUGUCAUAAAGGUGGUACACUUCGGGAUGCAGCACCGAAACUUGACUUGGAAUGAAAUUAGUAAUCGGGAUUACGCCUGCAUCCAGAAUAAACGGGACUUGGUGGUUCCCCCCAGAACCGUGAACUUGGGGCCCUUGCUGCCCAGUUUCAGCACGCCGUACUACAAGUGGUUGGUGUCGAACCAGGGUUAUGAUGGCAACCGGACUUUGCUCUUCUUCUUUGCGGGCGGUGUUGCAGAUGGCGAGUACAGCGGUGGUGUACGGCUCGCAAUUAAGCAGAUGCUCAGCAGUAUAACCCAUCUGCCGGCCGACGUCAAGUUCGUGGAAGGCCGCGUCGGCGGCGGCGAGGACGAGUACUUUGCCAUGAUCCGAGCCUCCAAGUUCUGCAUCGCACCGUACGGCCACGGGUGGGGCAAUCGCCUGGUCCAGGCAGUUCAUUUAGGCUGCGUGCCGGUCAUCAUUCAGGACUACGUGUACCAGGCCUUUGAGGAUUUUCUCCCGUACGAGGACUUUUCCGUACGCAUGCGGUUAGCCGACGUGCCGCAUAUGAUAGACCUGCUGCGGAGCUACUCGGAGGCCGACCUGGCGCGGCUGCGGCUGGGUCUCGCCAGGUACUACCGGGCGUUUAUUUGGGAGAGGGAGUACGACGGCUUGGCGUACGAAUGGACGUUGGCAGGAUUGCAGCGGCGCGCCUAUAACUUGGCCGCCGAGUACUUUCACCGGUGA
Volvox carteri f. nagariensis is the source of this 1107-nucleotide messenger RNA. RefSeq names its product acetylglucosaminyltransferase (gene elg19). Bases 1 to 1107 code for a protein of 368 amino acids. Gene Ontology annotation, molecular function: glycosyltransferase activity. Lineage: Eukaryota; Viridiplantae; Chlorophyta; Chlorophyceae; Chlamydomonadales; Volvocaceae. The record is from RefSeq and is a predicted model, not a curated record. The transcript has 11 exons.